Messenger RNA from Oreochromis aureus, 1127 nucleotides. RefSeq names its product chromosome 4 C16orf89 homolog (gene c4h16orf89). The transcript is spliced from 8 exons. NCBI's taxonomy places the organism in Eukaryota, Metazoa, Chordata, Actinopteri, Cichliformes, Cichlidae. Gene Ontology annotation, cellular component: cytosol; membrane. Bases 47 to 1108 code for a protein of 353 amino acids. The record is from RefSeq and is a predicted model, not a curated record.
UCUCGGUCUCCCUGCUAGACUGAAGCUGUCCCGAACCUCAGACCGGAUGAUGCGGGUUUCGGUGCUCCGGCUGGCCGCAGCGCUGGCUCUGUUUGCCGCAGUGUGCGGCUCUCGGGCGGAGGUGAUCGAUGACAUCCUGAGCAGCCUCUCCCGCGGAGUGUCCUUCCUGGAGCGGCAGCAUGAGCACAUCAACCUGGACGGAGUGGUGGGGUUCGUCAUACUGCAGGCUGAGCUGAAGGAGGCGGUCCGGACGUGGCCUCACACCGACCCGGUCAGCUGGGCUCAGAGAACCACCGCCGUCGCUCUGGUCAGACGUCUCGACCAAAGUCUGGAGAAGGCUAACGCUGCACUGGAACAGGACGACCCAAAAUACUACAGAGAGUUCGAGCCCCUGUUGUCGUGGAGUUUCUGGCUGAUUCCUCAGGAAUGGUACACCACAGAUCCCAGCCUGGUUUAUCCCUCCACCAUGACAACUGAGUGUUACGACGAGCAGCUCAGUGACAAAUGUCUGACCCUGCUGCUGGGAACCUGGAAGAUGAAUGGGACGCCAUGCAUCGUCACCAAGCCCUGCCGGGACACCAUGACUCGUUUUGGGUGUCCACACUACUCUCUGUCCCACCAGCUUCUCUACUUCAUGAUCGGAAAAAUGAAAGGCUGCACUAAUCUGCUGAAAGGUGACACACGAGCAUCCAGAGCAAACAUGACUGAACAGAACUACCAGAGGAUCUUCUGCUCCAACAUGAUGAAGACCAACCAGGACAUCAAAAACGGUCUGACCGAACAGAUGGUCGACAUCUUCAUCGAAAACAUCCUGAUUUGUGGACUGUCUGGAUUCUCUGACUUCCACAAAGCCGACUGGCUGCAGCACAUUCUGAGGCUGCAGGACGAGGAGGUGGGCUGCUUUGGGAGAGACAAGAGCAUCAUCUCACAGAUCAUUGGAGACGAGCUGCUGGAACAGCUGCAGCCUCACAGGAGAGUCAAGAGGAGGGAGAAGAUACUUCCAGACGGCUGUUCCAGUCACAUGACGGCAGUGGCGGUCGGUGCUCUGGGAGGAUACCUGAACUACUACCUGACAGAACAGGACAUUACGAAGAGGCCGCUCUCCUGAGGGGCGCACACACGAGACA